AUGUUGGAACCGUCCAACCGUACAAUGAAUGCAGUUCGUGUUGCUUUGAUAGCUGUGGCUGGAAUCCUAGAAGACCAAGCACCUCCAGCGGCUGAACUAAACUCGAUCACUUCUCAGAAUAUUUUGGAAAGUUAUUUGAACGUUCUCAAAGGAAACUAUGAUGACUCCGAUAUUGUUGGACAAUGUCUCACCUAUAACUUGGUGGAGGGAUCAAGUUAUUUCAUUUCAAGAGGCUACAGAUCCGAAAUCCAAAAUCAUCUUUUAGUAUAUCUAACAACCAGAACUUAA
Molecule: messenger RNA, 288 nt
Organism: Caenorhabditis remanei
Lineage: Eukaryota; Metazoa; Nematoda; Chromadorea; Rhabditida; Rhabditidae
Exons: 1
Coding region: 1-288 (95 amino acids)
Source: RefSeq, a predicted model, not a curated record